Pseudo-nitzschia multistriata is the source of this 3776-nucleotide messenger RNA. NCBI's taxonomy places the organism in Eukaryota, Bacillariophyta, Bacillariophyceae, Bacillariales, Bacillariaceae. The record is from the annotation of a GenBank genome assembly.
CCCAAACAACAACAACUUCAUCGAGACACCCGUGUAAUGGAGAUGAUCUUCUACUUUGAUAUCAAUGCAGCACCAGGUGCGUAUAAAAUAGCCACGWGCCCCGAUUGCAGCUGACCCAUAGCCUGUGAACUCACUUUUGAUCGCCAAAACGUGUUGGGAUGCCUCUAAAACUUGCUUAUUUAUCAAUCGUCAGUUGGUGGUGAUCUUCUUCAUGUUUGAAAAUGGAAAGAGGAUUCACUUUUUCACGAUGCUGCGAGGGCAAUGUUUUCGUUACUAUUUGUUGAGUUGAUGGUCAUAAUGUUAUCCAACAUUACAAAAUUCAAGAUUUACUACGCACUGCAAAUUCGUUGUUAUAUUAUUCGCCCAGAGACACAGGUUGGUUCCUGGUAUGUAUUGUACMGGUAUCAAUACUAUUCGAUAAGACAGGUCAGGUUUUUAAAUUCAUUGGCGUGCAUUCCUCCAAAGCCGUUUUCAUGUAACAUGACGUUCGAAUACGACGGCACGCUCUGACUAGAGGCGUUCGUCAUUUCAUUUGUUUGCUUAGUAGUCUCAUUAGACCACAAGCAAUGGAUUCUGUUUUCCCCUUACUUGAUACUACUCGUAGAACGAUGUUCGAUGAUCUGAUUCCUUAUUGCACUUCUUUUGUCUCAAGCGAAUAUAUUGCUUUUCAUUCGAGAUACAAUCACCUUUGACCCUUACCCUAACAUCUUCGAGAUGUAUCCUACUAGUCUUUCUUAACUUCGUAUUACUGGGUAGUACUCUGUACUCAUGGCACGAGUACCGUACGUACGAGUAGYGUACGAACUCAUGAUCUCACGGAAGAUUUUUGCAUCGUUUUUUUGACGAACAAAAAGAUACCUACCGUAAGUCCAAUAAAAGCCGGAAUCAAUCACGAACAAGAUCCAGUCCCGAGUGAUGAGAGGAAUGCACCAAAACCAAGUGUUCACAAAAACGUCACGCAGCCCCAUCGUACCCGAUCAUCUCAAAAAUCGCUGCAAGUAUUUUUUACGAGUACGUUCAGUGUUAUCAAUGCCGCAACCGGAUCACACUSUGCAUCAAGUAUCUGCAUCGAAAGCUGCAGAACAAAUUGCAUUUUGAGUUUUUGACUAUACGCAUCUAAAUAAAAUACGCAUCCGAAUAAAACCUCUGUUGCAAAAAUGAGCAACGAGAGCGAUUUCGUAUCCGGUGCCCUUUCGAGCGUUGAGGGAAUCCAGAAUCUCGACGAAGACACAAUCGCCUAUGUUUCAGGCGUAUUGACAGAAGAUCCAUUUGACGAAGAUGCGAGGAGUGCCGUUCGUGAUUUGAUAGUGGAUGCAUUGUCGGAAGAAGCUGUCGAUGGAGUAAGCGUGUGCGAAUCGUUCUUUGCUCUUUUGGAUCUGAACGAUCCAAACAAGAACGACAAGGCAAACGGCAGUGGUGAUAGCAACAGYAGCAACGCCCAAAACAACCCCGGUGGCCUGAGAAAACUCAGCCAGACCAUUACUAUGAAAGAAAAGGACGUCGAAACAUUUGCAAUGGGACUGAAGGUGAAAGAAGACGAUGCUAUCGGAAACUCGUACGGAAGUGCAGGUGGCACCAGCAAGAUUGCCGCCUUUUUUGCCAACAUGAUCGAUCCAGAACAGAACGAACAUGCUAUGUCGGAACGCAAUCGCCGCAAGGCUCGACAGAAAGAAUUGAGAAUUCAAUUGGAGGAAGAAGAAMGRCAGCGUGCAAUCAACGAAGCAAUGAACAUGUUCGAACAAUUGAAGGCCGGCGAAAAUUCUGACGACCAACACGCUAAUGAACAACGUCUAAAUAGCGAUGGCACCGAYGCCACAAUGUCCGAUGAAUCGCAAAUGAGAGAUGUGCGGCUACUCAACUUUGAUCUUCCAAACCUCCGCGGUGGUGGACCCAAUCUACUGUCGGGAGCAARUCUCAUCCUGGCGCGGGGGUACGUCUCAAUGAGGGAAACAGGAGUGUUCUCUAUCUUUAUCCUUGGUUCCCUACAAGAACUAGCGCUAAUGUAUGUUCAUAUAAUUAUGACGUGCAUWYCAACAAUCUCUCACAGAAUUUCUGCUUUUUCCAAUCUCUAGACGGCGCUACGGUCUCAUGGGACGGAAYGGMUGCGGGAAAACAACCUUUUUGACAGCCCUAAGCAAGCGACAAAUAGAUUGCGACGAUACGGACGGUGGAGUUCCUACGAACGUUCGAAUGUUACUCGUCCGCCAAGAGAUUAUAGGAAAUGAAUGGUCAGCCGUAGAUACCGUCUUGAAGAGUGAUGUCCAACGCGAAUCGUGCAAGAAGUAUAUUGCCUGGAUCGAUCAAGAACUCGACAAGCUCGACAAUCCCCCAGCUGCCGAUGAAAGCAAAGACCCCGGGAACGGCGACAAGGAUAACAGUGAUGACGAAACUCAACCUGCUUCAAAGAGCAAAACAAAAGAGUCGGCGAAGGAACGUCGACAGCGCCUAAAAGAUCGCAAGAAACUUACCCUCGAACAACGGAAAGCCCUCAAGGCCAACAAAAAGAACAAGAAAUCUACCGGAAACACRAACGUAUCCACAAUGACAGAAUCCCAAAAGGACGACCGCCGCAAGAAACUCCGUGAGCAAUUGGUACGGGCCCACCAACGCAUGAGCGAGAUCGAGCAGCUCGAAGGAGGGGAUCCUGAACCYCGGGCAAGGAAGGUUCUAUCUGGACUUGGAUUCACGAAAGAAAUGCAAGACAAGCCUACCUCUGCACUGAGUGGUGGGUGGAGAAUGCGAGUAUCGCUAUCCUGCGCUCUUUUUGCAAAUCCCUCCCUGCUGCUCUUGGAUGAACCGACMAACCACCUUGAUCUAGAGGCAGUCCUCUGGCUAGAGCGUUACCUGACCAAAACUUUUACCGGAACACUAGUAGUUGUAUCUCACGAYAGGCAUUUCUUGAACGAGAUUGUGACCGAUGUUGUCCACUUUCACAACAAUACACUAGCAACUUACCGAGGAGAUAUCACAAAUUACGAAUCGGUCAUUGUCGAAAACAAAAUACGCCAGCAACGCCAGCGAGAGCAGCAGGAAGCGAAGCGAGCCCACCUCCAGAAAUAUAUUGACUUACAUGCUCAAGCUGGCGAGAAUGGCGUCAAGGCUAGCAAACAACGGAAAUCUAGGAUGAAGAAACUUGAUAAAAUUGGUGUGAYGGCCCAGGACGGCAAGCGAUGGAAGGCCUCAUACGAYGGUGACGCYCAGGAGGUAGAAGAAGUCGAGGAGGAGGAAGAAGUCGUGUUGAACUUUCCCGAUCCGGGAUCAUUUGAUAAGGACAUGAUCAAGCUGGAGCGGGUCAAGUUCGGAUACGACCAAUCCAACAUUCUCUUGGAGGGUGUAGAUUUAACCGUCGAUCUAAMCUCAAGAAUUGCUCUCCUGGGUAGGAAUGGAUGCGGAAAGAGUACCCUCGUGAAGCUGUGUGUUGGUGGCUUGAAGCCACUGUCGGGAGAAGCAAAGAUCGACCCCAGAUGCAAAAUCGAGUACCUCGCGCAGCACCAGCUCGAGCAACUCGAUCCGGACGGAACACCUCUAUCGACGAUGGUCGAUCGUUAUCCCGGUGAUCGGAGCAACACUCACAUCGGGGAACUUAGGCGGUAUCUAGCAAACUUUGGUCUGGGUGGAACGGUUCUCCCGGUGCAAAAAAUCCACACCAUGUCGGGGGGACAAAAAUGUCGUCUCUGUCUGGCCUGUGCCAUGUACCGGAAACCUCACCUGCUUGUGCUGGACGAACCGUAAGUUGGUCUGGUACCACUYGAUACAAAUACAAGCCAUUGCAAACU